Amborella trichopoda is the source of this 1390-nucleotide messenger RNA. The record is from RefSeq and is a predicted model, not a curated record. Lineage: Eukaryota; Viridiplantae; Streptophyta; Magnoliopsida; Amborellales; Amborellaceae.
AUGAGAUUUAGUGGAUCCAUAAUUUUGCAUCCUAGGCUCAACAUUGAGAACUCGCCUUCUACUCCACAGAGUCUAAUGGCUUGGGAAAUCUGCAUGGCUGACCACUCUGCACAACCAGGGCAUGAGGCCCGGGUUGCGUUGAAGGAGGAGAAGACAGAGCAUCUCCUUGAUUUGCCAGAGGCAAACAUGAAACUCACGCUUUGGAAUGCAGACCUUUAUGACGAAGGUAUCUUUGAUGAAGCUGUCAAGGGAUGCGAUGGAGUUUUCCAUGUUGCGACACCAAUUGCUUUUGAAUCAAAGAACCCUGAGGUGCUUUGGGUAUCUUAUGAUAGGAAUAGGAAAGUCCGUCUCCAACCACUUCUUCAUGAUUCUAGGAAAUCUGCAAAACAAAAGGUGUCCCAUUUGAUGAAAAGCGAUAUUGGCAAUCAUGCCUCUAAAAAGAAGAAAACCUCUGAGAAUACGUUGUCUAGAUCCCCGUUGGUUCUUCCCAUUUUAUCAUCAAAUGAAGGAGCGCCAUCUGAAAAAGAUGCAGAGGACCAAACAAUUCAAAACUUCAGUCAUGCUUCUCCACAUGAUCAUGAUGAAUACAUGAUUGAUAAUUCUAUCAAUGAAGAUGGGGAUAUGGGUACUUUUAUCAAUCAGUUUACCCAUUCGAAGUUGAAAUCAUCACGCAAAAAGAAAUUUCAAUGGUCAGAUGGAUCAGAUAGUUAAGAAGAUUUUGCAUUCAAUUGCAGUUUCUUUUCUAUUUAUGAGGGGAUCACCAAAGUGAUACAUGUAAUUUUCAAAAUUAAAAUGAUGCAUUUAUGCAAAACAGGCGCAUGGUGAUCAAGUAUGCAAGGCACCGUGUGGCUUUGGGUGCAAAAUUUAAUCGUGUUGACUGGACAACUAUACCUAAUUUACCUGCACCCCCAGACACUUGCAGAAGAAGAAUGGCGAUGUUAAGACAAAGCAGUUCAGUGAGAAGAGCUCUUAUGAGUCUUUGUAAUCUGCUUGCUGAUCGAUAUGUCAAGCAGCUUAAUGAGACUCCGAUAAGGGAAGUCACGGAUGGUGUUUCUACUCAAUUAGCCAUUCAUGGGUCAAAUAUUCAUGAAUUUCAUUGGGGUGAUUUUGACGAUCCAAGUAUUAAGUUGGCUGUGGAGGAAGUGAUCAGGAGUAAGAAUAUGAAGUUGGAUGCUACUAAAAGAGUUCGGCCCAAAAGCAGAAGAUGUGGGUUGUCUUCAAAAGAAGGGAGAUUUUCUAACUAAAUAACAGCAAAGUUGGCCAUUUUUACAACAUUUUCUAACUAAAUAAAACUUAAUAAAUAACAAGAUUGCUCUAUGUAAAUGGGACCGUGUGACCAUAUUAAUGAUUUUGUAAAGUGGUUUUACAAGUUAAUUGGUUUUUCCCUUUU